Molecule: messenger RNA, 3465 nt
Organism: Entelurus aequoreus (snake pipefish)
Lineage: Eukaryota; Metazoa; Chordata; Actinopteri; Syngnathiformes; Syngnathidae
Gene: pmvk
Product: phosphomevalonate kinase
Exons: 5
Coding region: 429-1025 (198 amino acids)
Biological process (GO): isopentenyl diphosphate biosynthetic process, mevalonate pathway; cholesterol biosynthetic process
Cellular component (GO): cytoplasm
Molecular function (GO): phosphomevalonate kinase activity
Source: RefSeq, a predicted model, not a curated record
UGUGUUUUAUAAAGACGAAACUCGCACUUACCACAAGAAAUGACGCCUUGAAAGUUUGCCUUCGAAGAACAACUGCCGCCAUGUUGACUGAUGACCUUUCGCCCAGAUUGGAGUGGGUGCUGUUUUGUCCAAAAGAAGUAGGCUUUACAAGAGAGUUUUGAAAAGAAAGAAGGGACAAACCGUCGGCAAAUCAGCCACGUGUCAAUUGGAGCUUCCGGUUUCGCGACCGGGUCACACAAGAUCGAUCGUCAAACGUUCCCUUCGAACGCCACGCGUCACGUGACCGUACUUUUAAUUUGAAAUUGUCCAGUCAUUUCAACAACUUCCGAUUUUCUUCCGGAAAAGAUCCGAAGCACGUCGCUGCUCGGUCCGAUCCACGGCGAUUGAUUACCUGUUCCGUGUGAUUGACGAGUGAUCAGCGUGACUCGAUGGAAAGUCCAAAUACGGAACCCAAACUGAUACUGGUUUUCAGCGGGAAACGGAAGUCCGGAAAAGAUUACGUUACGGAUAUGAUCCUGGAGCGUUUAGGGGAAGACGUGUGCUGCGUCGUGCGUCUUUCUGCGCCCCUCAAGCAACAGUACGCUCAGGAACAUGGUCUAGACCUGGACCAGCUGUUGGGUCCUGGUCUUUAUAAGGAGCGCUAUCGGUCUGAUAUGAUUCGCUGGGGUGAAGCUCGACGACAGCAAGAUCCGGGAUUCUUCUGUCGCCUAGCAACCAGAGGAACCUGGCAACCAGUUUGGGUGGUGAGUGAUGCGCGGCGGCUGUCGGACCUGCAGUGGUUCCGGACACACUUUCCUCAACAGACCCGGUGCGUCCGAGUCAAAAGUAGCGAGGAAACCAGGAAGCAGAGGGGGUGGAGCUUCACCUCAGGUGUGGACGAUGCAGAGUCUGAGUGCGGCCUGGACAGCGGGGUACAUUUUGAUUGGACCGUCACUAAUGAGACCGACGCCCCCUCGUUAGACGAGCAGCUGUUGCCCAUCUUGGCACUGGCCGCACAAGCUGCUGAUCAACAAGUUGAUGUUUAAAAGAAAUACCAAGACAAUUGAACGUGGUGCUUUUAUUUUAGAAAAAGCCGUCUUGUGACGGCGUCAUCACAGCAUAAAAACUUGUUUUCAUCCGGAGAGGCGUGUCUUGCACCUCUCUAAUUGGCCCCUUAAGCUUGGCAGAAGAAUACGAUUGGCUGGUUCCCCGAGCAGGAAAAUGAUCAAGCGAGCGACUAAUCACACUAACGCGCUUUGUUAAUGAGAGGAAUGUUGGCGAGUAGUUCCCUUUUGUGUUCAGCACGAGUUGAGCUCCUCCAUGGUCUUGUUGAGGGUGGCGUGCAGCUCCAUGUUGGCGUUCUUGGCCGCUUCCAGUGACUCUGCAAAGACAACACGGUCAGCAUCAGCAGUCAUGUGACGUCUUAACUGGGUGAGGGGGCGGGGCCGCACCUUCCAGACCGUCGAUGGUUUUCUCCAGCCUGGCCACCGUACGCUCUGCAGACUCCGCCCUGGUCUCGGCCUGGACAGAAAGUAGAUUCAGCAUGAACAGGAAGCCAGCGGCCAACUAGUUAGUUUAUUAUUUCUUCGGUCAAUGGUCAACAAAGUAAACAAACAGUUUUACAUAAACAAACAGAUGUACAUUCAUAAAUUAAAAAAAAAAAUGUUGCAGACCGAAAGGGUUUAGGCUGAAGUUGAACAUUUAUUGCGCCUAACCCUAUAAACAAAGUCAAGUACGAGAUGAGCUUCCAAAAAAUAUGAAAUUUCCUUUUCACAACAUAUUAUAAAUACACAUUGUACACAACAUAAAUACUGUUCAAUUAUAUACACAGUAAAGGCACUCCUUGUACACGUUAAACCUUUGCACCAAUUAUAUACUAUAUACAAACAAUUAUACUUCCAUUAUAUUUAUAUGCCACAUUUAGUUUUUAAUUAACAUUGAUCAUAGUAUUAACUACUGUGUUGAUUCAAGAGUGAUAUAUUUUUCCAAGACAUUGGUCUUAAAGUUUUUUUUUUAAAUGUGUGAAUGGAACUUGAACAUUCUAAGGAAUCAUCCAAGCUGUUCCACAGUUGAACCCCCCUGACAAACACAUCUACUUUUUAAGCUCGUUCUUAUGUUUGCUUUCUGAAAGACAGCUGAACCUCUGAGGUCAUAGGGACUCUCCCUAGGUUUGAACCUCUCCUGUAGACACAGAGGCAGCAUGUGGUUAUGAGCUUUGUACGUCACAAGAGCAGUGUUGCGGUCAACAAGAUGGUGCAGUUUUAAUGUUUUUAAUUUAAUAAACAGAGCAUUGGUAUGGUCAUGAUAAUCCGCAUAAUUUACAAUUCUAAUCGCUUUCUUUUGAAGAACAUAGAAUUGAUGUUUGAUUUGUAAUUGUUACCCCAGAUUUCAACACAAUAAUUAAGAUAUGGGUGUACGAAUGAAUUAUAUAACAUGUUAAGAGCCUUUUGAUUUACAGAGUUUUUAAUUAUAUGUAACAUAGCAAUGAUUUUUGCCAUCUUUGUCUUGAGUAUAUUUAUGUACAGUUUCCAAUUUAAUUUAUCAUCUAUAUAGAUUCCCAAAAAUGUUGUUGAAUACACCCUUUCUAUCUCCAUAUCAUCAAUUCUUAUAUGACACUAUGUUAUUUUUCCUAUUUCCAAAAAUUAUAUAUUUUGUUUUAUUUAGGUUGAUUGAUAGUUUAUUGGCAUCAAACCAUUGCUUUAGUAUGUGGAGUUCACGCUCUACUAGACAACAUGAUUGCUUGCACACCUCCUUUAGUUUGCUGCUCAGUUUCUGGAUCUCGUCCUCGUAGCGAUCCUCCUGGUGGGAGAACUGCAAUGCACAAAAAACAAGCCGGUUGGCACGCAGACCAAUAAGAGUCCUCCAUGCUGACCCCUGACAUCCUACCUUCUCAGUCUGAGACUCCAGACUCUUAGAGCUUGCAGAGAGGGUUUUUAGCUCCUCCUCAAACUGGCGACAUUUGCUGCAGACCACAAAACACAAGUUCAGAACGCGGCGCACAGGGCAGCGGGGGCGGAGCUUUAAGCAGCUGAGGGUCAGCGUUCAAAGAGUCAGCUGCUUGACAGCAGGUGAAAGGUCAGGGGACCCUCAAUACUUUGUCCUGAUAAACCGGCAAGCUCUUCACGGAUUGGUUAGCGCGCCGCAGGAAGUGGACUGCUGUUUGUGCACAACCAACAAGAGUGUGUGUGUGUGUGUAUUAACCUUUCAGCUUGCUCCGCUCGGGCUUCUGCGCGCUCCAUUUCAUGCUCCCCCAUUACCAGCUUACGAGCCACCUGUCAAUCAAAAGUGUCAGGUAAAAAAAAAAGUGAGGCUUCAAAAAUACAGGAAAUGGUUAGUGUGUGGAAUAUGUAUUGAUGUGAUCAUGGAAAACUGAUAAAUCAUGAUAGUAAUUUGAAAAAUAUAUAUACAUAGAGCAGGGGUGUCUAAACUGCGGCCAGCCAGCGUCUUCAAUUUGGCCCCAAGACAUCAUGAGUUCAAUAAAGCAUC